This is a messenger RNA of Anthonomus grandis grandis, 1381 nucleotides long. RefSeq names its product minor histocompatibility antigen H13. Lineage: Eukaryota; Metazoa; Arthropoda; Insecta; Coleoptera; Curculionidae. The record is from RefSeq and is a predicted model, not a curated record. Gene Ontology annotation, molecular function: aspartic endopeptidase activity, intramembrane cleaving. Gene Ontology annotation, cellular component: cytoplasmic side of endoplasmic reticulum membrane; membrane; lumenal side of endoplasmic reticulum membrane. Gene Ontology annotation, biological process: membrane protein proteolysis. The transcript is spliced from 5 exons. Bases 119 to 1240 code for a protein of 373 amino acids.
UGUCAUUUUUUUUUUGUUGAUCGGCCCCUUACCCCACGUUAGCUUGACUGGCUAGGUGUACCUUUACGAAUUACACGUCAGGCAGUCUCAGUUUUUUUUUUUAAAGUUAUAAUUUGAAAUGGAUGUCCUGGGCAAUUUGAUAGCCCAAACGGGUGAAAAUUUGACGGAAAGCGAAGGUAACAAAACCGGUAAAACUCCAAGUACUCCCGAAGGAAUGGCCGUGGCCUAUGGCAGUAUCGUUUUCAUGGCAAUGUUGCCCAUUAUAUUUGGUUCUUACAGAUCUGUUGUUUACCAUAAGGAAAAGAAACCAGAAAAAAUGACAAAGAAAGAUGCGGCCAUAUUUCCCAUAAUGGCAUCAUGUGCUCUCUUUGCCUUGUAUAUAAUUUUCAAAUUAUUUUCAAAGGAGUACAUCAACUUGCUGUUAACUGGAUACUUUUUCUUCUUGGGGGUUUUUGCUCUUACACAUCUAUUAAGUCCGGUGAUAGGUAAAUUAGUGCCAGCAGCCAUCCCAAACAUCUCCUUCCACAUCCUAUUUAAACAAGGCGAAGGGGACACUGCUCAAUACCUUAUCGACUACCGUUUCUCCACUUACGAUGUGGUCUCUCUAACAGCUUGCUCCUUAGUGGGUGCAUGGUACCUUCUGCAAAAACACUGGGUAGCCAACAACCUGUUUGGUCUGGCGUUUGCCGUGAACGCAGUUGAACUAUUGCAUCUUAACAACGUAGUCACUGGUUGUAUCUUGCUGUGUGGGCUGUUUUUCUAUGACAUCUUUUGGGUGUUUGGAACCGAUGUCAUGGUUACUGUAGCUAGGAGUUUCGAGGCACCAAUUAAAUUGGUGUUUCCUCAAGACCUCCUAACCAACGGACUAGCAGCUAACAAUUUCGCGAUGUUAGGACUAGGUGACAUAGUGAUUCCCGGAAUUUUUAUUGCAUUACUGCUAAGAUUCGACCAUAGUCUCAAGAGGAAAACAAAAACUUACUUCCAUGCUACAGUUGUCGCUUAUUUCAUGGGUUUGAUGGCCACCAUAUUUGUUAUGCAUGUGUUCAAACAUGCUCAACCUGCUCUGUUGUAUUUGGUGCCAGCAUGUCUUGGUACUCCAAUGGCUUUGGCCUUAGUCAAAGGAGAUUUAACAGCUUUAUUUAAGUAUGAAGACUCUCAUGAUGAAAAAACUGAAGAAAAGAAGAAAGAGACCAAAGAAGCAAAACAGACAUCAUCGGCAAAAAAAGAAAAGGUGAAAUAAACACCUUAAGACAAACAACCCUUCCAAUAAAAAAAGAGGCUGCAUCGGUAUAAGUGAAAGGGUAUCUAUAUUGUUUUUAGAACUGAUUAAAUCAACGUCUUCGGUUUAGUGUAGCUGGAAAUAAAAGUAUUUAUAAAGUUA